UGUCUUAGUUUUUUUAAUUGUCAUUUUCAUUUGAAUUACAAUCGUAUAAAGAACAUUCAGAAUGCAUCCAUCGACGUUGACUUUGGUUUUUUGCAUUAUCGUUUCAUUAGCAAUUUCUGUCAGUGGUGAUGAUUAUCAUAAUUGGCCAGUGCCACCAAAAUCUCCAAAUUUCCGUAAAGAAUAUGAUCAAUUAUUAUUCGCCUUUGUCGAGGAUCAUAUCUAUCGUUCUGAAUCACAGAUGAUUUUGCUAAUGGAAUAUUUUGAUCAAUUUUUAGCCAAUAAAGAAGAUCAAAUGUAUAGAUUUCUUUUGGACGAAGUACAUAAUGAAAUCAAAAUUUUAGAACAAACACAACAAACUACUAAUGAAUAUUUUCAUUCACGUAAUGAUUGGAACCAAUUGGAAAGUUACAUUGGACAAAAAAUGCAGGAUGAAGUGAAUCUUAUGCUCAAUUAUUUUCGAAAACUUUAUGAUAAUAUCAAAAAAUCAAUGGUUACAACGACAACAACAAAAACAAUUUUUAAAGAUUAACUUGUCUCUUAAACAAUUUGU
Dermatophagoides farinae (American house dust mite) is the source of this 550-nucleotide messenger RNA. RefSeq lists its product as uncharacterized. The record is from RefSeq and is a predicted model, not a curated record. NCBI's taxonomy places the organism in Eukaryota, Metazoa, Arthropoda, Arachnida, Sarcoptiformes, Pyroglyphidae.